Molecule: messenger RNA, 1339 nt
Organism: Rhizophagus irregularis DAOM 181602=DAOM 197198
Lineage: Eukaryota; Fungi; Glomeromycota; Glomeromycetes; Glomerales; Glomeraceae
Source: RefSeq, a predicted model, not a curated record
AUGGCAAAAUUUCGUAUUUUAUUUAAACAUAAGUUAAAAUUUAUGAAAACUACACCGAAUUCAAUAGUUCACUUAAAAGAGAUGUUUAAUGUUAAAAAUAUUGAGGAUAAUCAAUUACAAGCAAAAACGACUAAUUUUAUCUUACAAAUUAAUGAUAAAAAUGAAUUGGGAAUGAUCACUAAAAUUCGUUUAUAUAAUCUUCAACAAUUGUUAUUUUUAAACGAUAAUCCUAUUUAUUCAUUACGAGAAAAAGAUAUUAUUAGAUAUAAGAAAAUUUUCACGACGCAAUUAAAAAAUCAUUAUAUAUUAGAAUGUAUCAAAAUGUUAAAGACUCAGAAUUUUAGCAUUGCUAUUAACGAUACGGUAGAUAAAAUGGAAAUAAUUGGAGGAAAUAUUUUAAUUAAAGAUAUUUUACCUGAAGAAAUUUAUUUCGAUAAUUUACGAUCAAUAAAAAAACUCAAUAUUAUGUUUGCAGAUCAAAUUUUGACGUUAGAUGGAAAAAAUUUAUUAACGUUAAAAGAAAUUUUGGGAAAACGAUUUAAAAAAUUUUUUAGUCCAAAUAGAUCUUUAAUUGAAAAGAGUUGGAAAAUUAUAGAAGAUUGUAUUUUAGAUAACAAUGAAGUAAUAAAAAGACGAAUUUCUAUUGAAGCUAGGAAUAAAAUAGGCACUAGUUUUGCUCAUAAUUUAAAAGGAACAAUUCUAACUAAAAUGAAUUCAAACUCAGAACCUAUAAAUAAUGGUUUUAUUUUUGGAAAAAAGAAGUUAUAUAACGAUAUAAUUUUAGUUUAUGGUAAAAAUUACAAUUUGGGAUCUAAUAAUAUAGUAUUGGAACAUUAUAUAAUGGUUAAUAAUCCAGAUGAUUUAUUUAUGGGUUUAAAAAAAUGUUUAGGAUGUUUCUUGGAUGAAACAAGCACCAUCGGUCCCCUCGAAAGAAUACAUAAACAAAGUAAUUGUUUAGUUAAUUUGAGAAUAGAAGAUGUUUAUUUUCUUGAAAAUUAUUUACAUUCACAUGCAAUAAUAAUACAUGAAACUGAUUCAUAUAUAGUACCAGAUAUUAUUCAAUCACAUAUUGAGUCAAAUAUAUGGCAUGAACAUAAUUUUAUUAUAGAACCAUUGCUUUUUAAACAAGAUGAUAUUAGAUUAAAUAUUUUUGAGUCCAAUAUGCAAAAAUCAACGCAAAAUUGUAUAGAAAAAUAUGUUAAAAAAGAAAAAUUUAAUAAGAACUUAUCGAUCGAAAAGUUAAACGUCAUCAACUACAAAUUAAUCCAACAAUUGGGAGAACAAAUUUUCGUAUAUAUAGAUGGUUCUGUUAUAAAUAAUGGAACAGAGAAUAUUGAUG